Molecule: messenger RNA, 2506 nt
Organism: Neolamprologus brichardi
Lineage: Eukaryota; Metazoa; Chordata; Actinopteri; Cichliformes; Cichlidae
Source: RefSeq, a predicted model, not a curated record
ACCACAGAAGGCGCUCUGCACACUGAAAUGAUGAAGGCUUUUCACUGGAUCCUCCUGUACUGCGCUGCACCCCUGCUGUCUGAUGUACAGGGCACAUACCACCUCAUGGCAGGGGAUCCCGAGCUAAUGGCUGCUCAGAGUUACGCUCAAACCAGAAAUAAUGGGCGCCCACCGCUCAGGACCCUGAAUCCAGAAAUUCACAGAAGUGACUACACAUAUAGAGGAAGGUAUCACUACCACUACCAGCCACCAAGGAUCCCUCCACCGGUAGUGUAUCACCCCAUUCCUCUAUCUCCACCAGUGACUUACCACAGACCCCCAGUCCCCAUAUCACCUUUUCACCACACAUUCAAAGGCCCACAUAUGCAUCACAUACACAUACCACCACUGGUUCGUCAUCCCCAACAUGGGAUCAAAGACCCGUUCCCUUACAAAGUGAAAGGUCUCUGCCCCUCACCUGUGGUACGCCCUCCAACUGAACCAGAACCGACAAUUCUACCAACCCUGCCAGCGAGUACAGUGCCACCGGUGACCGCUGUGCCGCCAGGGAAGACCACCACUCCUGUGACGCUACCGGUCAGUACCCAAAGCGGCUUCAUCACCACCGUCAGUCCUGUGCCGACAGAGACAGACUCUCAGUGCAGAAGCCGUUCCCUGGACCUGGUCUUCAUCAUUGACAGCUCUCGCAGCGUGCGUCAAGGAGAAUUUGAGAAGGUUAAAAUCUUUCUGGCCAACAUGGUCGACACCCUCGAAGUGAGCUCAGAUUCCACCAGGGUGGCUGUGGUCAACUACGCCAGCACGGUCAAGACAGAAUUCCUGCUCAAAGACUAUUUUAGCAAACUAGACUUGAAGAAAGCCAUCUCCCGCAUUGAGCCUUUGGCGACUGGCACCAUGACCGGCCUCGCCAUCAAAACUGCAGCGAAUGAAGCUUUCACCGAGCAGUCCGGAGCCCGGCCUCGUUCUAGGAAUAUCUCCAAGGUGGCCAUCAUCGUGACAGACGGGAGACCUCAAGACCAGGUGGAAGAAGUGUCUGCUGCAGCCCGGGGAAAGGGUAUCGAGAUCUACGCUGUCGGGGUGGACCGUGCAGACAUGCGAUCCCUGCAGCUGAUGGCCAGCACCCCUCUGGAGGACCACGUCUUCUACGUGGAGACCUACGGCGUCAUCGAGAAGCUCACGUCCAAGUUCAGAGAGACCCUGUGCGGUGUGGACCCCUGCUCCAUGGGACACGACUGCGAACACAUUUGUGUCAACAGCAACGCCUCGUAUUACUGCAAGUGCCGGAAAGGUUAUAUCUUGAAUGUGGACAAGAAAACAUGUUCCCUGAAACAGGUGAAGGUCGAGGUGGUGGAGGAUCCCUGCAAAUGCGAGGCUAGACUGGCUUUCCAGAAGCAGACGCAGGCAGCCAUCCAACAGCUCACAGCCAAGCUUGCUGACGUGACUGAGAGAAUAGAGCGUCUUGAGAACACGGUGGGCCGUGCCUGAAACUUUGCACAGCCAGAUGACUUUUGUUGCUCCCACAGACUACUGCAUCAUGGGGAGGAACUUCCUGUGAUCCACUCUAACUUCAACCACAGACUGAGAGAAGUGAUGACUCACAAAUCAACCCCCCAGGUUACUGACUGCUGAGCAACAAUGUCUACAAAUAAACUUUAUUUUAACUUUUUAUUGAUGAUUUUUUUCCCCCAAAUCUACUGUAAAUGUUACUUAAACUAAACCCCCAGGAGCAUAUUAAAAUAUAUAGUAAUCAACAUCUUUUUUUUCCUAUUUUGUAUAAAUGAAUAUUGUAUAUAUUAGCCUCAUGCUGAAUUAAACGUAGCCUUAAUAAAUGUGUAACUUGAAUUCAACUAAAAAUACAGAAUAAUGAAUAUUUUCCCAUUUAUCGGGUCGUGACACAAACAUGUAUCAUACCAUAUAUAUAGUAAAAAAUUCCAUUAAAAUUUAAUCUAAUCUCAUAUUUGCACAUUUGUUGUUGUAUUAUUUUUGAAAUAAUAUUACAUGACGCACUCUAUAAAAUACAUAUUUAAAAAAAAUACAAUUACUAUCUAAAGAUGUAACAGCAUUAUAGUAAAUUCUUUAAGUAGUAAAAUUCUAGCUGAUUGACUGAAAUAUGGCAUUUAUUUUGUGAAAAUAUUUAGGAUUAUAACUGCAUUCCAGAAUUGUUACAGUUUUUGUAUUUUAUUUUUUUAGUUUAGUGUAAUUGUAUUUACUUUUCAGUGUAUUUUUCUUGUUUAAGCGAAGCUUUUAUUGUUUGGAAAUGAUUAGUUCCAUUGGUUUUAAUGUUAGUUUUAGUCUUUUGUAGAUGUUACUGUAUGGAGGGAAUAUGCUAGAUGUAGGAAAAUGAACACAAAUGUUACCAAAAAACCCCAGAAUUUCUUUGAAAGCAGGUAUCUUCAUUAAACGUGUCUGUUUAAGCCUCACUGCCCACUGCUUACCCAAAAAGAUUACUGUAAAUGAAGCCUGGCACUCAAUGAUUUUUCAAGUUUAAAUAAAAUUAAAAUUAAAUGUA